AUGUUGUUUUCAAGAAGUGAUAACUCACUCGUCCAUGAUGUCCAGUCCGAGAAUCAACUGAACGCCACAUUGCCGAUGAAAGCUACGACUGAUUUUGAUCAUCAGGAAAUCAAUAACGUUAAUGAUUCUAUGAAUGCUAGUAUUGCUGCAACGGGAGUUGACUUUCAUCCGAUUGCUUGUCUUCAAUGCCGACAAUUACACAAGAAGUGUGAUAAACAAAUGCCAGCGUGUAGUACCUGUAUCCGAAAAGGAUUGGAAUGUACAUAUAAUAUACCUAAAAAACGAGGAAAAGGUUCCGAAGCUUACCCCACCAAAACGAAUCAAGAAAAACGAACAAAAAAGAGAAAAGAAAACAAUAAUGCGGAUGUGACAACAACAGCUAGUACCAUACAGCCCAUUCAAAAUAAUGCGUCCUCUACUCCCGUCUCUGCUAAAAAUUCAAUAAGCAACAGCACUCCUAGUUCUUUACUUAAAGUUGGACAAAUUUCACAACAAGAAAACUCUCCAUUACAGGUCAUUGAUUAUUAUUUCUGCUUUCUUUGUCAAGGACAUCCUUUAAUACCCAAGGCUCAGAUUCAGCAAUUUGUACGAAACGUGUUACCAGAACUUGAAAAAUCAAUGCAACGAAAACCACUCGAAUUUGAACAAAUUCAUCCCAAAGAUGAAGAAAAAAGAUGUCUCUAUGCAUUUUAUUUAGCCACACUUACAUGUUAUUAUCAAUUCACAGCUCAGCUUUCUCUAUCCGAUGAAACAUCAAAAAGAGCGGAAAGAGAAAUUGCCAAGUUAUCAAUUGAUUUCUACAGAAAUUUUCUUUUUGCUGGAGCAUGUCAUCAAAUGUCAAUUUACUACACAGGAGAGGGAAACAUGCACCGAGCUAGAUAUUUCCUAAGUCUAACGAAUUAUUAUCUUUCGGAAAAUAAGAAGCGAGAAUUAACUCCUCUUGAAAGAAAUUUGAAAAAACAUCGAGUAUUCAUUUCAUCCGAUGUUGACAGCUCAAGUAUGGAUACUGUGGGAAGCUUUGGAUUUUUCCUUGAAAAGAUGCCUUAUUUGUUUGAACUUUCGUCAGACAAAAAGUUGGAAGAUGCAUUACCUCCAGGUGCUCUCGAAUACGUUAAAGAAGAAAAUGUCACGUCCGAUAAUUACUUAAUCUACAUGCAAAUUAUUGAACUUGUUUUUAAUGCAAUCAAAUCCUAUAAGGUUGAAUUAAUUCGUAACAUGGUGGAUUGCCAUUCAGAGCAGUUCUUUAAAGGCCAACAUUUACAUGGAGCAUUGAUUGUCGAAGGAAUCAAAUUUGUAUUCCUUUCGAAAAUUCCAGAAAUUGCUAAAAAUUUAAUGGAAGAAAUAGCUCUCAAAAUAUCACUCAUGUCUGAACAUGAACUCUUUCAAUUUGCAAAUCUAGGAGUCUCUGGAAGUAUCAUGAACGUUUCAGCCUAUCAUUUAGAAAUUUGCAAACUCAUCGAAAGUGGUCGACGUCCAAGAAAAUCCACUCUCACCACAACCUCUCAAAAAACACUCCUUCUCGACUACUUUGCCAUUCUCAAAAAAGAUUACAAGGCAUUAUCCUUAUUGACACGAAAAUAUCGACGUCUUUCUACCAAAUGUCAACCUCUCUUAGAAGAAAUGGAACACUUUUUAUUGAACUAUGAUCUCAAUGAUGAAUCUCAAUCCACCACUUCUUCAUCUAGUUCAACCACGACCAAUCCUUCCACAUCAACCACGAGUAGUAAUAGUAAUAGUCAUAAUAAUAGUAGCAGCAGUGGUUCUUCAUCUUUUGCUUUUUCAACAGCAGCUAAUGCUUUUUCAACACCAAUGAAUACAAAUAAUAAUAAUACUACUACCACAACGAAUACUAUUGCUACGAAUGAUACUACUCCGUAUUCCUAUCCUUAUCGUGUCAUGAUGGCCAAUCCUUCCAUGAAUCAUUCAUCAUCCUAUCAUCACGACAUGAUGAAAUCUUCAAGCAUGGAAAGUCGAUACUAUGAUGCAUCUCCUCCACCUGUAUAUAUGGAACCAACGACCAUUACAGCUCAUACUUUGGGAGUACCUUCUCAGAAUAAUGUGAUUCUUAGUGCCUUAUUACAAUAUGUGGAAAAUAUUGCAAAGAGCGUACGAGAGAAUGCUCAAAUAGCUAAUGAAACGCCAAUUGUCAUUGAUGCAUCGGGAGUUAUGAGCAGCAACACUCCACAAAGUGAUGAUAGCAGUCAAAUGGAUUCUUUCUCUGACUUUAUGUUUUAA
This is a messenger RNA of Naegleria lovaniensis, 2235 nucleotides long. RefSeq lists its product as uncharacterized. Gene Ontology annotation, molecular function: zinc ion binding; DNA-binding transcription factor activity, RNA polymerase II-specific; transcription cis-regulatory region binding. Bases 1 to 2235 code for a protein of 744 amino acids. The transcript is spliced from 5 exons. Gene Ontology annotation, cellular component: nucleus. Gene Ontology annotation, biological process: regulation of DNA-templated transcription. The record is from RefSeq and is a predicted model, not a curated record. Lineage: Eukaryota; Heterolobosea; Eutetramitea; Acrasida; Naegleriidae.